AUGGCGUCGAGGUUCUUCCAACUUGUGCUGCUGGCGGGUAUGAUCCUCCUCAUACCGUCGUUCCUGUAUCUAUCGCAUCCGGCCACGCCAACGCUCAUCGACCCAGCGACGGGGCUCGCCUAUUCGUCGGACUCGAUCUUGCACGGGCAGACCACCAACGAGCACGCGCAAGUGUCGCAGGGCAACGGCGUCGAGCAAUCGCACAUGUGGAACGGCUGGAACUGGCAAGACGCCUCUGCGAACGUCAACAAGGGUGUGCACAACGUCGAAGACCGGGUGAAAGGGUUUAUCGACCACUGGCGCCCUACUGGACCGCCCUCCUCCGACGGCACUCCGCCGCUCGAUCCUAAAGUGAAGCCGCCUUCUGCCAAACCAUCAUCGUCGAAAGCAGCGAGUACAACAGCAGACGUCGAACGCGUCGACGGUGUCAUCAUGCCCAAGAUGGCCAACGCCACCGCCAAAGCCGCCCUCGGCCGCUCCACCUGGCACUUUCUCCACACCAUGACGCUGCGCUUCCCCGAGAAGCCGACCCCGCAAGAGUCAGAAACCAUGCGCUCCUUCUUCAUCAACUUCGCCCAACUCUACCCCUGCGGCGAAUGCGCCCGCCACUUCCAGCAGCUCAUCAAGGGCCUUCCACCCCAAGUAGGCUCACGGAAGAGUGUCAGCUGGUGGCUGUGCUCCGUACAUAACGAGGUCAACAAGAGCUUGGGCAAGGACGAAUUCCCCUGUGAUAAGCUCGACGAGAGCUACGAUUGCGGGUGUGGCGACGAAAAGGAGGAGAAGGGGGACAAGAAGGAGGAGGCGGCGAAGGUGGCAGAGACCGGGAAGACGGCUACACACAAGGAGGUCACGCCGUUUGCGUGA
This is a messenger RNA of Sporisorium graminicola, 864 nucleotides long. RefSeq lists its product as uncharacterized. The transcript has a single exon. Gene Ontology annotation, molecular function: flavin-dependent sulfhydryl oxidase activity; flavin adenine dinucleotide binding. Bases 1 to 864 code for a protein of 287 amino acids. Gene Ontology annotation, cellular component: mitochondrion. The record is from RefSeq and is a predicted model, not a curated record. NCBI's taxonomy places the organism in Eukaryota, Fungi, Basidiomycota, Ustilaginomycetes, Ustilaginales, Ustilaginaceae.